Messenger RNA from Podospora pseudopauciseta, 936 nucleotides. RefSeq lists its product as uncharacterized. NCBI's taxonomy places the organism in Eukaryota, Fungi, Ascomycota, Sordariomycetes, Sordariales, Podosporaceae. The transcript is spliced from 2 exons. The coding region runs from base 1 to 888 and encodes 295 amino acids. The record is from RefSeq and is a predicted model, not a curated record.
AUGCAUGAGGAGGUGAAAGAGCUGAAGGCCAUAAUCGUGAGAUUGGAAAGUAGGGCAAUCAACAGCUUCAUUGAUACCAACUGCCGUCUGAACGAUUUGCAGUUUGCUCAAAUUUGUCAGUCUCUUCGGCAAGCCGCGGAGUAUCACCUCCUUCCGGAACCAGAAACAACAUACAGACGCAACAUAGCUCUUCAGAGGGUAACUGAGAGAGCUGGCCGAGGUGCCUUUUUAUGCACAUUCGAUUGGGCUAGUUCCAAGUUGACGGCGUUCUCAUCCGCCUCGAAGCUCAGAUCUUUGGCGCUCAUUCGCGGUGGCUAUCACUCGAGAGACCAGACCCGAGGUCUGAUCAUAUCGACACUGACACUUCUCCGCUCUUCCAACAUUCCAGUUAUAUGGGCGCUGAAAAUCCCACACUACGAGUCCAAGCAGGUGCCAGUUACUUCGGUGAUGAAAUACCUGAUCUUACAGGUAAUGCAACUUCCAGGGACCGUCCUGACUGAGCUCGAUGCAGCAAAUGCCUGCACACGCUUCUACAGAGCUGUCACGGUAGAGGACUAUUGGUUGAUAUUGGCAAGCCUACUGGCCUCUGUGGCCAAUUUGUACAUUGUCAUCGACGUUGACAUUGCGGAAGAGUUUCCUUGGAUGGAAGCUGCAUCCAGAAUGUUUGGACAGCUGGAUCAAAGAGGGGCAAAGACGAGACUGAGAGUGAUUCUGGUGACCAACAGGCCUGUGGUAUCUGCGGAGGACCGACGUGAUCAUCUUGUUAUCAAAGCACCUUCAAAUAACGCUGUCACGGGUCCCAGGUCGGGCACACAAAGCCGACGGGGGGCAGGCAUGAACGGUAUUCGAAGCAGAGCAUCAGGGAGACGAACAUUACGGUUGACAUAAACGAGCCUGCCAAAUUUCAUUCAAUGGCGAAAAACUGUCUUAUCCCAC